UCGGGCCGCGGCGACCAGGCCUGCGGAGGCGCCGAGACCCCAGAGCCGCAGUCCCCGCAGAAGCUGCAUGCCCAUGCCGGGAGCCCGGAACGAGCGGAAGGGGCCGACCCGCAGCGGCUGCGGUACCGGAUUCCGGCGAGCGACGCGGGCCCGGCGCGGGGAGGGCCGGGGGCUCUUCUCUGCGCUGCGACGCUCCGCCCCCGCUCCCGGCCGGGGCCCCGUGCAGCCUUUGGCGGCGCUCAGCAAUCUCCAGUGGCGCGGCCUUUACCAUCCAAGUUUGGAGGGAUGACAGUGUACACUGCCAAGAUAACUGGAUUGGAAGGGUUCCAGUUCAAGCGAGCACACUUUUCCUAUUCCUCCACCCACCUCUGACCUCCGACCUCCAGGGCCUGCUGCUGAAUUGGCAUAUUUGUUCUGCCAGGCUCCUUCUGUGUGAAGAGGAGAAGAGGAAGCACAAGAAGCAGCACCUGGUACAGAGCCCCAGUUCCUACUUCAUGGGUGUGGAAUGACCAGGACGCUAUAAAAUCACCACCAUCUUCAGCCAUGCGCAAAUGGUGGUUUUGUGUGUUGCCUGUUCCACUGUCCUCUGCCAGCCUACAGGGAAAAAAGCAAGGUCUACGGAAGAAUGCUCCUGUAGACAGAAGCAGCCCUGAAAGCACCCUGAACUAAGAAUAAGCUGUGACCAUGACUACUGAAGUGGGCUCCGCAUCUGAAGUGAAGAAAGAAUCUGACCAGUUAGGAGCAGAUGCGACCAAGGAGAAACUGAAAGAAGUAGCAGAAAAUCAGCAGAAUCAGUCAUCUGAUCCCGAGGAGGAAAAAGGUUCCCAGCCACCUCCUCCAGCUGAAAGCCAAAGUAGUCCACGCCGCCAGAAGAAAGAGAAAGAUCCAUCUGAGAGCAGGGGGAUUUCUCGAUUCAUACCCCCGUGGCUUAAGAAACAAAAGUCCUAUAACUUAGUAGUGGCCAAAGACGGAGGAGAUAAAAAAGAGCCUACCCAAGCUGCUGGGGAAGAGCAGAUUUUAGAUAAGGAGGAAUCUCUUCCUGAAGAAGAAAGGCAGGCCAAGGGUGAUGCUGAAGAAACAGCCCAGAGAAAACAACAGGAGAUCAAGGUCGACGUCAAGGAAGAGAAACCUGUGCCUGUUGAAGAAGUAAGUAAAGAGAGAGAAGAGGAGAAGGUAAAGGAAAUACAGGAGGACAAAUCAGAUGAAGCAGCAAAAAGGGAGACAAAGGAAGUUCAGACCAAUGAGCUAAAAGCAGAGAAGGCCUCUCAGAAAGCCACCAAGAAGACCAGAACUGUUCAGUGCAAAGUGACCCUCCUAGGUGGCACCGAGUACAGCUGUGACCUGGAGAAACGUGCUAAGGGACAAGUGUUAUUUGACAGAGUGUGUGAACAUCUCAAUCUCUUGGAGAAGGACUACUUUGGACUUGUGUUUCAGGAGAACCCUGAGCAGAAAAACUGGCUAGAUCCCGCAAAAGAAAUGAAGAGACAGCUGCGAAAUCUUCCUUGGCUCUUCAGCUUUAAUGUGAAGUUUUAUCCUCCUGAUCCUUCUCAGUUGACUGAAGAUAUCACCAGAUACUUCUUGUGCCUUCAGCUCCGGGAGGACAUUGCCUCAGGCCGCCUGCCCUGCUCUUUUGUGACACAUGCCCUCCUGGGAUCGUACACACUGCAGGCUGAACUUGGGGACUAUGACCCAGAAGAGCAUGGCAGUCAUGACCUCAGUGACUUCCAGUUUGCCCCUACACAGACGAAGGAACUGGAAGAGAAAGUGGCAGAGCUGCAUAAGACCCACAGGGGUUUAUCUCCAGCACAAGCUGAUUCUCAGUUCUUAGAAAAUGCCAAGAGGCUUUCCAUGUAUGGAGUCGACCUGCAUCAUGCCAAGGACUCAGAAGGCGUGGACAUCAAGCUGGGCGUGUGUGCUAAUGGGCUUCUCAUCUACAAAGACAGACUGAGAAUCAAUCGUUUUGCUUGGCCGAAAAUCCUGAAAAUCUCCUAUAAGCGCAGUAACUUCUACAUAAAAGUUAGGCCAGCAGAGCUGGAACAGUUUGAGAGCACCAUUGGCUUUAAACUGCCAAACCAUCGGGCAGCGAAAAGGUUAUGGAAAGUGUGCGUGGAACAUCAUACUUUCUACAGGCUCGUGUCUCCAGAGCAGCCACCAAAGGCCAAGUUCCUGACCUUGGGGUCCAAGUUCCGCUACAGUGGCCGUACCCAAGCGCAGACCCGCCAGGCCAGCACCCUCAUUGAUAGGCCGGCACCGCACUUUGAACGCACUUCUAGUAAGCGGGUCUCCAGGAGCCUAGAUGGAGCUCUGAUUGGUGGUGUGGACCGAAGUCUUACGAAGGAUUUUCCUGGCCCUGCUGGGGAGGUUUCAGCACGUGGCCCUGGAGCUGUGAGCCCUUAUGUGGUACAAGAUGGUGAUGGCAGCAGGGACAUUAGAAGCCCAGCUAAAACCCCACACGUGCAACUCACUGAAGGAAAGGCGAAGACGGAAGAGGAGGAGACACAACUGGAGGAGAAAAAUUCCUUGAGAGUAGAAGGGGAUAAUAUUUAUGUCAGACAUAGCAAUUUAAUGUUGGAGGACCUGGAUAAGGCCCAGGAAGAAAUACUGAAACACCAGGCUAGCAUUAGUGAACUCAAGCGCAAUUUUAUGGAAUCCACACCUGAACCACGCCCUAAUGAAUGGGAAAAACGACGUAUCACACCUCUGUCCCUACAGACACAAGGGAGCAAAGGAGACCAUCUUUUCAAGGAUAUUUUAUCCAUGACGGAGAAGCAUCAGAUGGCGGCCGCAUGGACAGUUGAAGAGAAAUCAGCCCAGGAGGCAGACAAGAGCCUAGAAGAGGAGAUAACAUCAAUUUUGUUUAGUGAAAAGGGCUUUUCUGAUAGCGUGAAAGCCUCCUUCACCUCAGCCACCACUUGGACAGCAGAGGGCACUGUUGUGAACUCUAGUGCGCCUUCUGAAAAGCUUUCUUCCUCGCCCUUCUCACAGUUGCCUGAGAAAUGCGCUCCUGAGUCGGAAGGGCCUUGCGCCGGAGCCAGUGAUGCUGUUAAGAGUUCACUUGAGACUCUGAAUAUAGUGGAGGAGAAGAAGCAGGCAGAGGUUGGGAAAGACGAAAGAGUAACCCCAGCAGAGAUGAACGGUAAAGAGCCGUCCCCUGGGCAUGGUCCUGGGGAGAUGCGGAAGGUGGAACCGGGGACGCAGAAAGACCCCACCCCCCUGUCUUCUGAGAGCAGCAGCGAGAGCGAGGAGGAGGCGGAGGACGUGGGGGAGUACCGGCCCCACCGCCGAGCGCCUGAGGGCGCCAUCAGGGAGGAGCAGGGAGAGUAUGAAGAAGAGGUGGACGAGGCACCCGGCCCAGCAGCCAAGGUAGUAGAGAGGCAGGACCCGGUGCCAGCAGCCAGCGCGGUCACGCAAGCAGGUGCCAGUGUCGGCACAGUAGAAACAGUGACCCAGGAAAAGGGAGCGGGCCCCCAGAUCCCUGCCGAGAAGAGUGUAAACGAAGGCGCUGUUAAGCAAGACGUGAGCGAAGAAGCGGAGGACGAGCAACAGAAAGUUAACGGAGACGUGGCUCCCGUUGACAUUGAUGUUUUGCCACAGAUUAUCUGUUGUUCAGAGCCACCAGUGGUAAAAACAGAGAUGGUAACAAUUUCUGAUGCCUCACAAAGGACAGAAAUCUCCACCAAGGAAGUCCCUAUUGUCCAAACUGAGACCAAAACCAUCACAUAUGAGUCUCCACAGAUUGAUGGCGGGGCUGGUGGUGACUCGGGCACGUUACUGACUGCACAGACCGUCACAUCCGAGUCCGUGUCGACGACGACAACCACACACAUCACCAAGACUGUAAAAGGUGGAAUAUCUGAAACAAGAAUUGAAAAGCGCAUCGUGAUCACGGGAGAUGCAGAUAUUGAUCACGACCAGGCGCUGGCCCAGGCCAUCAGGGAAGCCAGGGAGCAGCACCCCGACAUGUCGGUCACGAGGGUUGUGGUGCACAAAGAAACCGAGCUGGACGAGGGGGAAGAGUAAGAAAUUCAUUUUAUAGACAACAUUCAACUUUGUGAACCUGAAAAAUUUUGACCAUUCCAAGUCUUAAUGUCACACCACUGCUCCAGCGAAUUUAUACUACGACUGGUAACAAUGGCCAGAAGCCUGAAGAAUUAAAAUGCCAACACCAAACCUUACCUUAACAGCUCUGGUCUAUACCGUCCCCCGCAUUUUAAUAUAUUAUUUUGUUUUAUAACCACUUCUAAAUACUCUUGGUUAUUUCUUUUCUUUGUUUUUUUUUUUUUUUAGUUAGAGAGUUUCGUUUUUUGUUUCCUGUUUACUUUGUGUACAACUACCUGCUUUCUGUGACUCAUUUUGAUCAAAUGAUAGUGAACAAAGCCAGCCCCAGCUGGUAAGGUGCUGUUCACUGGAACAGGUGCUGUUGUGCGGAAAGGAGACUCUGUGACUAAUUUCGAUAGUGGCUUUCCUUCUUCCGGAUGCUUCCCAUUGAGUUCGUACAAGUCAAUAUUUACAGAGUUCUCAGUUUGCAGUAAAUAUACUUGUAUGAGAAAAUAUUAAUGCAGAUUAAAGGCGUUUCUUACAUCGUGAAAAUUUCCUAAUGUUUGAGAAUUUCAUUGGGGCUAUUUUUUGAUAUUGAACCCUUUUGACUUUCCAGUACCGUGACUUUUUACUUGUAGCAGAAAGUCCGGGAAUCUCCAAACUGGAGAAUUAUGAUGAAGUUCACUGACCACGCACUGUGUUUAGAGGCCCUGUUGCACCACAGUGCCGAUGCUUCUCAGACACGGGCUCUUCGGCAGCAUUCCAGAAAUAGGAGGGGAGAGAAAGCAGUGUCUUCCCUCCUACUAAAAUAUUCAGGCAGCUUAAAAACCGUAGUGCUUUCUUUCUUAACAUGUCCAAAUUUCAGUGCUUUCCAUUAUUUGAACACUCGUGUAGAACACUUUGUAUUAAACCUCCUUGUCUCCAUGUAAAACUGACCUUUUGUUAUCGAGCAGGUGUAUCUCUUUCAGAUAGCGUGAUGAUCCACACAGGUGUGAGGUUGCCAGGGUGAGGAGUUAGGGCCUUGGUGGUUUUUUGACGGUUGUAAGAAGGCUACACCAUUUAAAGCUGACACCAGAGACCUGAUAGGGACUUAUUAACUGUAUUGAACAGUCUUUGCUUUGCUUUGGCCCUAUGUAUAGUUAUGACGCCAGAUUAGAUGCCUAGCAGCUUCCAGUUGUAUUAAAAGAUAUUUUGCUUUCUGUAAUACUGUUAUAAAAUAAAGUUUGUUUAUUCUCUAAA
Globicephala melas (long-finned pilot whale) is the source of this 5277-nucleotide messenger RNA. The record is from RefSeq and is a predicted model, not a curated record. NCBI's taxonomy places the organism in Eukaryota, Metazoa, Chordata, Mammalia, Artiodactyla, Delphinidae.